Molecule: messenger RNA, 1793 nt
Organism: Populus euphratica (Euphrates poplar)
Lineage: Eukaryota; Viridiplantae; Streptophyta; Magnoliopsida; Malpighiales; Salicaceae
Product: serine/threonine-protein kinase SRK2I-like
Exons: 9
Coding region: 277-1365 (362 amino acids)
Biological process (GO): protein phosphorylation
Cellular component (GO): nucleus
Molecular function (GO): ATP binding; protein serine/threonine kinase activity
Source: RefSeq, a predicted model, not a curated record
AGAAAACCGAAACCACAAAACUGCGUCGUUUUCCUCCCUCUUUUGUCUUGUCUCAUCCUCUCCCUUCUCUUCUUCGUUAUAUAAAUUUUUUAAAAAUAUCAUCAUUUCUGUUAUAAAAAAGAAAGUCUUCUCUCUGUCUAAUCUAUUGGCCUCCGCUCCGAUCAUCACAAAAAAAUAUCUUUCAGUGGCCCGGUUCAGAAACGGUUUCGUUUUAGGGUAACCUUGGUGUAAAUGCGUGAUAAGCAGGAGUGGUGAGGGACAAAACGGGGAAGACAAAUGCAUAGAUCGGAGAUGACAGUAGGACCGGGAAUGGACAUGCCGAUCAUGCAUGAUAGUGAUCGGUACGAUUUAGUGAGAGAUAUCGGGGCGGGUAAUUUCGGUGUAGCUCGGCUGAUGAGAGAUAAAGUUACUAAAGAACUUGUUGCUGUUAAAUACAUAGAAAGAGGCGAUAAGGUUGAUGAAAAUGUUCAGAGAGAAAUAAUAAAUCAUAGGUCAUUGAGGCACCCCAAUAUUGUGAGGUUUAAAGAGGUGAUUUUAACACCGACCCAUUUGGCAAUUGUAAUGGAAUAUGCAGCUGGAGGAGAGCUUUUUGAUCGAAUUUGCAAGAGUGGGCGAUUCAGCGAGGAUGAGGCACGGUUCUUCUUUCAACAACUUAUAUCUGGAGUCAGCUAUUGUCAUGCCAUGCAAGUAUGUCACCGUGACUUGAAGUUGGAGAACACAUUGUUGGAUGAUAGUCCUGCUCCUCGUUUGAAGAUUUGUGAUUUUGGGUACUCCAAGUCUUUAAUGAUUCACUCUCAACCGAAGUCAACUGUGGGAACUCCUGCAUACAUUGCUCCAGAAGUUUUGUUGAGGCAAGAAUAUGAUGGCAAGGUUGCAGAUGUGUGGUCAUGUGGUGUAACCUUAUUUGUGAUGCUGGUUGGAUCAUAUCCCUUCGAGGACCCUGCUGAGCCUAAAGACUUCCGGAAGACAAUACAGAGAGUUAUUAAUGUGCAGUAUUCUAUUCCAGACUCCAUUGUGAUAACCCCAGAGUGUCGCCACCUGAUUUCAAGGAUUUUUGAUGCCGAUCCUGCAACUAGGAUUACCAUCCCUGAAAUCAGGAAUCAUGAGUGGUUUCUGAAGAAUCUUCCCGCUGACCUAAUGGAUGAAAAAACUAUGGGCAGCCAGUUUGAAGAGCCUGAUCAGCCCAUGCAGAGCGUUGAUGCAAUCAUGCAGAUAGUUUACGAGGCCACUGUACCAACAGUUGGAGCCCAUGGUCUUAAUCGAUGUAUGAUGGACAAUCUAGACAUGGAUGAUGACAUGGACGAUCUAGAUUCUGAAUCCGAGCUUGAUAUUGACAGCAGUGGGGAGAUAGUUUAUGCAUUGUAAUCUGAUCAUCAUGAGUUGCACUCUCAGCAUGCUUGGUAAGAUGAUGUUCAUGGAGCAAAUGGAUGCAUGGAGUUCAAAAGCCUAGGUAAUGUGUUGUAGAAUAUUGUAGGUGUAGAAUAGGCAACAUGGGAAAGUUCAAUGCAUGCUACUUGACAUUUCAUGUUCACAUUGUAAGCUUUCGUACCUUCGUGCGUGGAGGGAUUUGAUCUUAUUCAUGCAGGGUGGGAAUCUGGUAAAAAUUCUGGAUGUCAGGGGAUCUCCACCCUCUGCCAUCCUAUCGAAAUAGUCUGUUCAUCACAUUUUUCAGUUUUGCGUCUGUCCCAUGUGUUUUUGUUUUUUUGUGCUAUGGCACAUUAUCUGCUUGUAUACUCUAUAUGAAGGCGGCGCCGGAAAUUUAUAUAUUUUUGGCAUCAUUUUUCCUGUCUUAA